Messenger RNA from Priapulus caudatus, 1052 nucleotides. Its product is annotated as kynurenine formamidase-like. The record is from RefSeq and is a predicted model, not a curated record. Bases 71 to 961 code for a protein of 296 amino acids. The transcript has 3 exons. Lineage: Eukaryota; Metazoa; Priapulida; Priapulimorpha; Priapulimorphida; Priapulidae. Gene Ontology annotation, molecular function: arylformamidase activity.
AACAGAGCACUGCCCGAGAGAGAGAGAGAGAGAGAGAGAGAGAGAGGCGAUGUGAACACUCUUAGCUGCCAUGAAUAUAAUGGCUGCCGCAAGCAACGCAAAUCUGCUGAUAGCAACGCUAGUUCUCCUUGCCGCCAUAUUGGACCGAGGUAGUUGUGAGGUGGAUGAGAACAUCAUCGAUCUCUCGCACAAAUAUUCGAACACGGCCAUGGUAACGUGGCCGAUGCUAUUGAAAUUCAACAUCAGCGUCGGCUUCAAGGGUUUGACACCAGGUGGCGUCUAUUACGAAGAGAAACGCUUCUGUACGAGCGAGCAUUCUGGCACGCACGUGGAUGCGCCUCUGCAUUUCUACGAGCAUGCUCAGAGCGUUGACAAAAUACCGCUGAAGACCCUGAUCGGUCCGGGAGCCGUCAUCGACGUGUCCGGCAAGACUGAUGAUGACCCAAGCUACGAGGUCACCGUACAGGACAUCUUGGACUGGGAAGCAGAUAAUGGUCGCAUCCCAGAUGGAGCCGUGCUUCUGCUGAACACAGGCUGGCACCGACGCUGGCCGAACGACGUCGAAUACCUCGGCACCAAAGCGGACGUCAAUAACCCGUUCAACCCAGACUAUCGCUGGCCGGGGCUCGCCGGGAAGACGGCUCAGUGGUUGGCCGACAGCAGAAGCAUCGGCGUCUACGGUGUCGACUGCGUGUCGAUCGACUACUCUGGCUCGUCGACGUUUCCCGUGCACAAGAUCUUCCUGAGUCCCGAACACGGGAUCCCGUCGCUCGAGAACGUCGCCAACCUGGAUGCGAUGCCGCCGACGGGCACCCGAGUCUACGCGAUCCCCAUGUACAUCCGCGACGGCACCGGCGCCCCCACGCGGCUGUUUGCGGUGGUAAACGGCGGGCAGCGCCACCUGCCUGCGUUCGGGCUUGUGGCUGUGAUCGUGCUUCUCGCUAGGCGAUGCCUGCUCUAGUGAGGUCGGCAAGGACGUCACCUUUACAACCAUAUAUAGAGUUGUUGUAUUACACGUACGUAUACGUCUUCGCCUGUACGAUAUUGUAAAA